Diuraphis noxia (Russian wheat aphid) is the source of this 1485-nucleotide messenger RNA. RefSeq lists its product as uncharacterized. The record is from RefSeq and is a predicted model, not a curated record. Lineage: Eukaryota; Metazoa; Arthropoda; Insecta; Hemiptera; Aphididae.
AUGAUAACGAAACGGACUCUCUUAUCAUCACUGAACAGCAUCUUCGACCCUCUUGGAUUUUUGGCUCCGGUUCUAGUGAAAGUCAAGGUGUUUCUUCAACUACUGUGGCAAAUGAAAAUUAAUUGGGACUCUCCUCUACCUGCCGAUAUAAGGACAAGAUGGCAUCGGUUCUGGGCAGAUCUUGCAGCACUGCAAACAUUAGAGAUCCCAAGGAAGUCAAAGGAAGCAUCAAACCAAGAAUUUGAGAUUCACGGGUUUUCUGACGCAUCUCAGGAUGCGUAUGGCGCUUGCAUUUAUGUUAGAAGCAAGGAUCACAAUGGUAGAUGGCAUAUAAAAUUGAUAUGCGCUAAAACACGUGUAGAACCUCUCACUGGGGCAUUAAUUCCACGCUUAGAGCUUAGUGGUACAUUGGUUUUGGCCCAAUUAGCCUUAAAGAUUGCUAAAUCCUGGGAAAUUGAUGUCUCUCAAUUUUGGCUAUGGACAGAUUCAACAAUAGUUCUUGGAUGGAUCAACAGUCACCCUAACCGUCUCAAGACGUACGUGUCGAAUAGGAUAUGCCAAAUUUUGGAGAUAACAAAUAGUCAACAGUGGCACUAUAUCAGCACUAACGAGAAUCCAGCUGAUGUUCUAUCCAGAGGAAUAAGACCUCAAGACUUGAAGGAAACAUUAUUAUGGUGGCAAGGGCCACUGUGGCUGAGAGAAGAUGACAAGGGUUGGAGAGAAGACUCAAAUAUGUGGCCAAAUCCAGUAGAUCUCCCAGAACAAAGGCUGAUAAAGUUAGCUUUAAUAUCGAUAGAACCAACAAAGGAUCUAGUUAACCGUUACUCUGAAUGGUAUAAGCUUCGUCGAGCAGUAGCUUGGAUGCAUACGUUUGUUGAUUAUCUUAGAAAAAAACGUGAAAAACCAGACAAAUGUUACCUUACUGCGCAAGAGUUAGAAGAAGCUGAUCAUACACUACUAAAAAGAGCACAGAUAGACUCUUUUAAUAGUGAAGUGGUAGCAAUGACAUCCGGAAAGGAGAUAUCUUGCCGGAGCAAGCUAAAAUCAUUACAACCAAAAUUAAAGAAUGGGUUAAUGGUAGUUGGUGGACGCUUAAAAAACGCUGACAUCUCACAGUCACAAAAGGAGCCAAUUAUUCUCGCAGGUGAUCAUAAAAUCACGAAGAUGAUUUUCGUCUAUAUACAUUCCGAAUUAUUGCACUGCGGGUCUCAAUCGUUACUUGCAGAGGUAAGGCGACGUUAUUGGCCUAUUAAAAGAAGGGUAAUAGCUCGCUCAAUCUUUCGUCGGUGUAUUAAAUGUAUCAAGGCUAAACCUACAUUCGAUACUCCAAGUAUGGGUCACCUGCCAAGACGACGUGUUCAGUCUACACGUCCUUUCACAAACACAGGUGUAGAUUUCGUAGGACCAGUCUCCAUUCGCAGUGGAAUAAGAGGAAGACCUAGUAAAAAGGCUUGGAUUGCGAUUUUGCGAAGGCUAUUCACAUAG